Molecule: messenger RNA, 1470 nt
Organism: Yamadazyma jaroonii
Lineage: Eukaryota; Fungi; Ascomycota; Pichiomycetes; Serinales; Debaryomycetaceae
Source: the annotation of a GenBank genome assembly
AUGUCUUUGAUAAGAAAGAGAAACUUUACUGAAGAUGACGAAGGGUCGUCAAAAAGACAAUCUGCCAAAUAUGAAACUAUGGCGAAAUUCUACAACACUAAUCCAGAUCAACAACAUUUAAUACUUCCCAGGAAACCUGAAGGAAUUCUAAUAGGUAGAAGCUCCUCAUGUGAUAUCAAGAUAACCGGAGUAGAUGUUUCGUCGAAACAUUCAAAGUUAUCAUUGGCCAAUAAUAAAGUACGGGAUUAUUUCUUCUUGACGGAUUUAAGCUCAAACGGUACGUUUGUCAAUGGUGCUAAAUUAGGGCAUGGCUCGAGUGUUUUGUUGAAGAGUGGUGAUAAAGUAUCGUUUGCUAAAACCGGUGGUGUUUUUAUUUUCCGGUACUUACUUGAUGAAGUUAAUGAAGAGAAUAAGAAACGAUCUUUAUUCGAUGAUUAUAUAGUAGGUAAACAAUUAGGAUCGGGUCAUUAUGCUAUAGUGAAAGAAGCUAAGAAUAGAUUGACUGGUGAUAUAGUAGCGGUGAAAAUUUUCCAUCCCAAUAAGACAUCCAAGGAUUCACAAGAAGAUGAAGCUAAAUUACAACAAGAAAUUGAUUUAUUAUUAUCCAUUGAUCACCCCAAUAUCGUCAAAUUCAUCAACAGAUAUGUGGAGCCAAUAAAUCAACAUUCAGUAUCAACAUAUUUAAUCAUGGAGAAAGUCAAUAGUGGAGAGCUUUUUGAAAGAAUCAUCAACAAACUGAAACUUAGAGAAGAUGAAACCAAAGCUCUUUUCAAACAAUUAUUAUCAGGAUUAUUCUAUUUACACCAGAAGAACAUUAUACAUAGAGACAUCAAACCAGAAAAUAUUUUACUUGACAUAACACCUAGGCAAAGUGGUCAACAACAACAAACAGGACCAUGGGAUGAAAAUGAAUAUGAUAUUAAAGUUAAGAUAGCUGAUUUCGGAUUAGCCAAAUUUAUCGGAGAAUUACAAUUCACCAAUACACUUUGUGGAACACCAGCAUAUGUGGCACCAGAAAUUCUAAGUAACCAAAUCAAUUAUACUACUAAAGCGGAUUUAUGGCUGGCUGGAGUAUUAUUAUAUGUUUGUCUUUGUGGAUUCCCACCAUUUAGUGAUGAAUUGGCCCCUCCAAAUAUGAGAGAACAAAUUUUAACAGCCAAAUAUGCAUUCUAUUCUCCUUAUUGGGAUGAUAUUACCGAUGCUGCAUUGGAUUUAAUUAGUUCCUUAUUAGUAUUAAGUCCCGAAGAAAGAUAUGAUGUGACGACAGCAGCCGAUCAUGAAUGGUUCAGAGAAUCUGUAUCUCAAGAAGAUAUGGUAAUGGAUAGCUUGGAUUCCACUAGUUCUAAAAAUAGUUUGCAAAGGAGUAGUUCGAUGGGAAGUGUUCAAAGAGAACCAUUAAGAAAUAAUAGUCAUCCAUUGAGUUUCAGACACAAAUUUGCAUCAGAAUUAAAUUCAUUACUGUACCAAUAA